Molecule: messenger RNA, 3085 nt
Organism: Mus musculus (house mouse)
Lineage: Eukaryota; Metazoa; Chordata; Mammalia; Rodentia; Muridae
Gene: Dhcr7
Product: 7-dehydrocholesterol reductase
Exons: 10
Coding region: 777-2192 (471 amino acids)
Biological process (GO): sterol biosynthetic process; cholesterol biosynthetic process
Cellular component (GO): endoplasmic reticulum membrane; membrane
Molecular function (GO): oxidoreductase activity, acting on the CH-CH group of donors, NAD or NADP as acceptor; 7-dehydrocholesterol reductase activity
Source: RefSeq, a predicted model, not a curated record
GUUGUCUCAGCGUCCCGCUGUUGCCCAAGGUCAGAGCGUCCUGGAUCAUUUCCUUUGCCAUCUGAGCGACUUUUGAUAGGUCAUGAAAGGCUUGUUUUCUGCCACCAAAAGUAAUGUCAGGUUUGCUUUCUGUCGCUGUGAUGAACACGUGGCAAAAAGCAGCUGGGGAGGAAAAGGGCUCACUUCACCUUAUAGCUCAUAGUCUGUAAUGAAGGGAAGUUGAGGCAGGAACUGAAGCAGAGACCAAAGAGGACUUCUGCCCACUGGCUUGCUUGAAGGCUUACUCAGCCUGUUUUUUUUUUUUUUUUGCACCACUGAGGACCACCAGCCAGGGGUAGCGCCACCCACAGUGGGCCAAGGCCGUCACAUCAAUCAUCGGUUAUGAAAAUGCUCCACAGACAAGCACAGGCCAGUCUGAUGGAAGGGAUCUCUCAAAGUUUCCACUUCGCAGGUGUGGUGGAACACACCUUUAAUCUGGGCUACACCUUUUGCUGGAGACAAUAUAAGGACAUUGGAAGAAGGGAGUCUAGCUCUUGCUCUUGCUCCUUUGCCUGCUUGCUGCGUGAGACUGAGUAACUGCUAGAUCCUUGGACUUCCAUUCACAGCUGCGACUGAACAAUUGUUGGGAAUUCGGCUGCCGACUGACGCAGCUCGCGAAAUCCACUUCCGAUUGGUCGUCUGUGACCUCACAUCAUCUGGGGCGGAGCUUCAGGCAGGCACUUAGAACACUGCUGGAGAGCGUGGAUCAGCCGCCUGGAUUCCGCACUCAGGGCCUGAUGGCUUCGAAAUCCCAGCACAACGCUCCCAAAGUCAAGAGUCCCAACGGCAAGGCUGGAUCUCAAGGACAAUGGGGCCGUGCCUGGGAAGUGGACUGGUUCUCCCUGGCCAGCAUCAUUUUCCUGCUGCUCUUCGCUCCAUUCAUUGUGUACUACUUCAUCAUGGCAUGUGACCAGUACAGCUGCUCCCUGACUGCCCCCGCAUUGGAUAUAGCUACAGGCCAUGCUAGUCUGGCAGACAUUUGGGCCAAGACACCACCUGUGACAGCUAAAGCUGCCCAACUGUAUGCCUUGUGGGUCAGCUUCCAGGUGCUGCUUUAUUCCUGGCUUCCUGACUUCUGCCACAGAUUUCUGCCAGGUUAUGUGGGAGGCGUCCAAGAAGGUGCCAUUACUCCAGCAGGGGUUGUAAACAAGUAUGAGGUGAAUGGGCUGCAAGCCUGGCUCAUUACCCACAUCCUCUGGUUUGUGAACGCUUACCUCUUAUCCUGGUUCUCCCCCACCAUCAUCUUUGACAACUGGAUCCCCUUGCUAUGGUGUGCCAACAUCCUGGGCUAUGCCGUGUCCACGUUCGCAAUGAUCAAGGGCUACCUGUUCCCCACCAGUGCCGAAGACUGCAAAUUCACAGGCAAUUUCUUCUACAACUAUAUGAUGGGAAUUGAGUUCAACCCCCGCAUCGGGAAGUGGUUUGACUUCAAGCUGUUCUUCAAUGGACGACCAGGGAUUGUAGCCUGGACCCUCAUUAACCUGUCCUUCGCUGCCAAGCAGCAGGAGCUUUAUGGCCAUGUGACCAACUCCAUGAUUUUGGUCAAUGUCUUGCAGGCCAUCUACGUGUUAGACUUCUUCUGGAAUGAAACCUGGUAUCUGAAGACCAUCGACAUCUGCCAUGACCACUUUGGGUGGUACCUAGGCUGGGGAGAUUGUGUGUGGCUGCCCUACCUCUACACACUGCAGGGCCUGUACUUGGUGUACCACCCUGUGCAGCUCUCCACCCCCAAUGCCUUGGGCAUCCUGCUGCUUGGCCUCGUGGGUUACUAUAUCUUCCGAAUGACCAACCAUCAGAAGGACCUGUUCCGCAGGACAGAUGGGCGCUGCCUCAUCUGGGGCAAGAAGCCCAAGGCCAUUGAGUGCUCCUACACAUCAGCUGAUGGGCUGAAGCACCACAGCAAGCUGUUGGUCUCAGGCUUCUGGGGUGUGGCCCGCCACUUCAACUAUACUGGUGACCUGAUGGGCAGCCUUGCCUACUGCCUGGCUUGUGGCGGUGGCCACCUCCUCCCCUACUUUUACAUCAUCUAUAUGACUAUCCUGCUCACCCACCGCUGCCUCCGUGAUGAACACCGCUGUGCCAACAAGUAUGGCCGUGAUUGGGAGCGCUACACAGCCGCUGUGCCCUACCGCCUGCUGCCUGGAAUCUUCUGAGGGCAGCCUUGGGAAGCAUAGAGAGGUGUCAUUGAGUGUGUGGAGUUGGAUGCAUGGGGGCUGGCAUCUGGCUCUCCCCUGCAAACUGCCUCCUCAGUUUGCUCAUCUGGAGAAUGGAGAGCCUGGUGUCCCACAGUGGCUGCUGACAGCUGGAGAGCUGAAUUCACACGGAUACCCCAGCAGAAUGGCUUGUUCUCUCUGUUCAGCAUCCUGAUAGCAGAGGCCCUUUCAUGUCUCUCUGCUUGGAGCCCACCAUCUAUUCUGUCUAGAUAACUUAGGCUUAUCAGAUGUCUCCGAUGAUUGGGCCAUCCUGGUAAACCGGAGACCAUGCAGGAUUUAAAGAGUUUGGCAAUGCCAUCACCCCCCCGCCGCACCCCCCCCCCCCCAUCCUGGUGAGCUAGGCUCCAUUUUUGUCUGUAGCAUGUGCAGUGUUAAUUGAUCAGCCAAGGGUUCAGAGGCCAUUGAAGAAGGGAGGCUUUUUUGUUUAGGUUCUUGAUUUUUUGUUUCUUUGUUUGUUUUUGUUUUUACCCCAGGAAUGGCAGACAGUGGACUGGAAUAUUCAGGGGGCACUGCCCACUGCACAGUCCCUGGCUAACUUGAUAAACAGGGUUCCCAGGACUCCCCAAGUGCCCACCUAGCAGCUCAUCCACCUGCCCUCUUCUGGAAGGUGCUUCUUGUUUACCCCUGAGACUUGGCUCGGACAACCCAGAACGUAUCACCAGUCAGUGGCCUUAGCCACACCUUCCCCAACUGGAGACCCAGUGUUGGGGAAGGAACACAUUCUCAUUAGGGACACUGCCCCCCCCCCCAAACUCAGGGUAUUCUGUAAAACUAGAUAGGCUUAUCUUAGCCUUGCAGGCAGUUCUUUGUAUUAAAUCUGCUUUGUUAAAUGA